Molecule: messenger RNA, 1831 nt
Organism: Anopheles nili
Lineage: Eukaryota; Metazoa; Arthropoda; Insecta; Diptera; Culicidae
Gene: Hacl
Product: 2-hydroxyacyl-CoA lyase 1
Exons: 4
Coding region: 1-1704 (567 amino acids)
Biological process (GO): fatty acid alpha-oxidation
Cellular component (GO): peroxisome
Molecular function (GO): magnesium ion binding; thiamine pyrophosphate binding; catalytic activity
Source: RefSeq, a predicted model, not a curated record
AUGGAAGUGGAUGGAAAUACUGUUUUAGCCAAAGCUUUGCGCGAACAGGGCGUUGAAUAUGUAUUUGGUAUUGUUGGUAUACCAGUUGUUGAACUGUCGAUGGCCAUGCAGGCUGAAGGGCUCAAAUAUGUAGGAAUGCGUAACGAGCAAUCGGCAUGCUACGCGGCUCAGGCAAUUGGAUAUUUAACUGGAAAACCAGGGGUGUGUCUUGUAGUUUCGGGGCCGGGACUUCUCCAUGUAACUGGUGGAAUGGCCAAUGCACAAGUCAAUUGUUGGCCUUUAUUGGUUAUAGGUGGGUCAACGUCUCAGGACCACGAAGGCAUCGGAGGAUUCCAAGAGUGUCCUCAAGUAGAAUUGAGUCGCCCUUAUUGUAAAUACGCGGCAAGACCACCAAGCGUGGCCUUAAUACCUAUGCACGUAGAAAAAGCCGUUCGUUUAGCAUGUUAUGGUAGACCCGGCGCAGCUUAUCUUGAUUUUCCGGGAAACCUAUUAACGGCAAAAAUAACAGAGGAUGCUGUACCAUUACAAUACGCAUCUCCACAACCUCCAAAGAUGCAUCCCGAUCCCGUAGAUGUGAAAAAAGCGGCACAAAUGCUAACUUUAGCCAAACGGCCGCUGGUUAUCGUGGGAAAAGGUGCCGCGUAUGCUAGAUCGGAAAUACAAGUUCGUCAAUUGAUUCAUCAAACUAACCUACCAUUUCUUCCAACGCCAAUGGGAAAAGGCGUUGUACCAGACCUAGAUCCGCAAUGCGUUGCAUCCGCUCGCACACUAGCACUACAAAAAGCUGACGUAAUACUUUUACUGGGUGCGCGCCUUAAUUGGAUAUUACAUUUUGGCCGACCUCCGCGAUAUAGUUCGGAUGCAAAAAUUAUUCAAGUUGAUAUAAAUUCUGAAGAAUUACAUAAUAGUGUGCUCAGCAGUAUCGCUGUUCAGUCGCACUUAGUGCCCUUCAUCGAACAACUGAGUGAGACGCUUGCCAAAAAGCAAUACCGUUUCCAGUUUGAAAAUGAAUGGUGGAAGGACCUAAGGGCAAAGUGUGAAAAGAAUCGUAAAGUUGUUGAUGCAAUGUCGUUGAAUACUGAAAUUCCUUUAAAUUAUUACGCGGUGUUUCAUCACUUACAAGAACUCAUUCCAAAAGAUGCAAUUAUAGUUAGCGAAGGAGCUAAUACAAUGGACAUCGGUCGAACACUUCUUCACAAUAAGCUGGGACGCCAUCGCCUAGAUGCUGGUACAUUCGGUACGAUGGGAGUAGGUCCAGGAUUCGCAAUUGCUGCGGCCCUAUUUUGCAGGGACAAAUUUCCAGGCAAGAAGGUUAUUUGCGUUGAAGGAGAUUCGGCUUUUGGUUUCUCUGGGAUGGAGAUUGAAACCAUGGUGCGAUACCAGUUACCGAUCGUAAUUGUAAUAGUGAAUAAUGGGGGUAUAUAUGCUGGAUUUGAUAAAGAAACUUAUGAUGAUAUGCGCUCAGCUGGAGAUUUAACGCACGUAACACCGGCUUCAGCUUUAACUUAUGAGACACGAUAUGAAAAUAUGAUGAACAUGUUUGGCAUGAAUGGCCAUUUCGUUCGUUCUAUUUCAGAACUUAAGGUUGCCGUUAAGGAGUCUCUAUGCGCAACGGAUCGGCCGCAUAUUAUAAAUAUCGCAAUAAGCCCGCAAGCGGAUCGUAAAGAGCAAGACUUCAAAUGGUUGACUGAAUCAAAGCUUUAGUUUUGUUUAUUGGAGUUUUCAACAUGAGUUAUUGUUAUUGCAUGGUUAUUGUACAUUCUAUUAUGGUAUAAGGUGUUUGAUUGGGUAUAAACUGGUAUCAUAAAUAAAAAAAAGACUACGGGUGGAA